UCUUUAAGAAGCACCGGUGCAGCAGACGCAGUCGCCUCAUUUCAUCUCCGGGCUCCAUGGCUGCAGGAUGGACUCUCAUCACUCUCAUCAGCACCAUCUCUUCUUCCUGUUGCCACCGGGGACUCCAUCAAGUCUGGCGGGAACCGAGGCUUCUCUACGAUGCACAACUUCCACCUGCCCAAAUGCUGUGAGGGCUCCUAGCGUCCCUCUCUAGAAGACAGCAGUGGAGCUGUUGGAGGUCCCGCACACAUCAAUGUCUCUCACUCCGAGUCGAAAGCCAUCCUCAGGUCAGCGCAGGCGCUCGGUGGGCACUGGUGGUGGCGGUGUGCGAUAUUCCCACAGCGAUACAUCCAGUACCCACACCUACCCCGGUCGGGUUAGGGCACCAGAGGGCAGCCCCACAGCCCGGACGUAUCCUACCACACCCAGGCGUCAGGCAAAGCACACAGCCUGCAGUGACAACCAUGGGAUCAGGCCCCCGACCCCGGAGCAGUACCUCACCCCUCUGCAACAGAAGGAGGUGUGUAUACGACAUCUCCGAGCCAGACUGAGGGACAAUGUGGAAAGACUGCAACACAGAGACUAUGAGAUAGAUGAGUUGAGGACCCAACUGUACAGGAUGCAGGAAGACUGGAUAGAAGAGGAGUGUCACCGUGUGGAGGCCCAGUUAGCCCUGAAAGAGGCCCGCAAGGAGAUCCAGCACCUUCAGGGGGUGGUUGAGACAGUGAGGUCCAACCUGAGUGUCCGUGAACAAGACCCCCACGAUGACCACAAGCCAUACUCAGGGUUGCAGCCCGCUCGGCCGGGGGGCAAGUCUCGCUCCUGCGGCUGUUCCCCAGCCAACACGUUGGGUCGCAGCGCCGCCCACAACCGACUGAGCAGCGAGGCUCUGCAGCUGGAGCGCAGCCCCAACGCUCCUCCUGAGUCGAGCAGAGCGUCUCGCCCAGCAGGACAGACCCAUCUGCUCCUGGAGGCGGCCCUCCUAACGGAGCAGCAGCCGCCGCAGGGCCACAUGCGAGGCCCCCCGACUGUGCCGCGCUCUUCCACCUACGAAAGGCUGUGCAGUGGGGGGGCGGUGUUGCCAAUCUCACACUCCUGCCACACUCUCAGUAGCGGCUGCAAGUGCAGUGGGCACGCCUACCUCCCUCAUCAUCAUUUGUUCCUGCAUUUACCUCAGGAGGAGGCCCCCCCAGUUACAACAGACACUGCUUCAGUCCCUGCUACUGAUCCUAUCCCUAUCCCUACUCCUACUCCUACUCCUGCAGCAGAGAAGAAGCCAGCAGUGCGCUCCCAGGCCUGCAGCCCGACCAUGACCUGGCUGUGCGAGGAAAGCGGCGUCGAAGAGCUGAGUAUCAUUUCUUUAGCCACAACAGACAUCACUCCCUCAGAACCACAUCUGUUUCCAUCGUCUUUACCAGCUGCGCUCCCUCCGGAGCAUCCAUACCGCGUAGAGCCGCUACCAUCCGACAAACCAGAGGAGGUGACAAAGACGUCAGCAGAACCACACACCUGCCAGCCCCAUCCUAUAGCUCCCCUCCCAGAGAGGCAGGACGCCGUAGCGGUGCAGAUAGAAGAGGACGAUGAGGAUGAAGGUGCCAACGAAGACGGGUACUCCCCUCAGCCCUGCCACUGGAGCCGCUACUUUCUCGUAGAUCUGUUGGCCCUGGCGAUGCCGGUUGUCCCGACCAUGGCGUGGCUGUGUCGAGGGGCGCCGCGGGAGGUCCUGCCGAUGUAUCACAUCGGCUCCCUGCUGAGAGGCUGCUGCGCCGUGGCCCUCCACUCGCUUCGCCGCAGGGGUGCCGUCAGGGGACGCAGGCCCACCAACAUGAACGGAACAACACCAAUCUGAGACUGAAGAAUACAACUCCCAACCUCUGCAGGCAACAGCAAUGCUGACCAUAUUACUGCAGUGGUUCUCAACCAUGGGUCUGGGGACCCCCAGGGGUCCUUCAGGGAGUUCCAGGGGGUCUUUAGAAAAAUGGGAAAUGCAUUUUUUUUUUUUUUUUCACUAUUUAAUUCCCUAUAGAAGUGAGCCCAAUGUGAGUAAGAGUCAAAAGAUUGACUAUUCUUAUCAUAGGUUUCAAAGGUUAUCUCCUCAACUAUAGUUUACAACUACAGUAGAGAAAUCUGGUCAUCAUAUGUAACAAUCAAAAUCUUUUCAGAUGGAGGUCUGUGAAACAAAAUCUUGUUGUAUUGGUUUAGGGGUCCUUGACAGGAAAAAUGUUGAGAACCACUGGAUUACAGUUUGGUCAUUGCCGCGCCUUGGAGAUCUCCUCUUUUACAUAAAGCCCUUGUGAUUUCGUGGUCAUGCCUUGCCUUAGAGAACAAAGGAUUAGUCGUACAUUAUUUCAUCACUCACAUUAUACUUACUGCUACUGCCUGCAGUUUAAGUGGUUUUUCUCUUUAUUGGAAUUUGCAUGUAGCCCAAAGUUUGGUUGGGUUCUCCUGCUUGAAUUUAAAAGCCCCUAUACUGGAUUUAGAUGAUAUCGUCUGGGCAGACAUUCAGUUUAUUUUAUGACAAAAAGAAGAAAAAGAGAAAUUGUCUGAAGUUGAAUGCUCCUCUGUUUUCAUCAUCACGUUUUUAAAAAAUGUUAUAAGGGAACAGGAGUCACAGUCAUGAAAUCUGUUUG
Molecule: messenger RNA, 2630 nt
Organism: Sebastes umbrosus (honeycomb rockfish)
Lineage: Eukaryota; Metazoa; Chordata; Actinopteri; Perciformes; Sebastidae
Gene: snpha
Product: syntaphilin
Exons: 5
Coding region: 254-1849 (531 amino acids)
Biological process (GO): neuron differentiation
Cellular component (GO): cytoplasmic microtubule; mitochondrion
Source: RefSeq, a predicted model, not a curated record